ACCCCCGAUAUCUUAUUAGUUUUUUAAGUUUUAGGUGAAUUCUCACUCCACUUAUUAGGACAAAUAUCCCAGUGUCGUAUUCUGUGUUGACUAAUGGCUGCAAAUCCACGGCUGCAAAUUUACAUGCACGUUUUGACGGUGAGUUACGGACAGGAUCUGAAGUUGUAUUUUUACAGUGAGAGACAGAAAGGGAAAAGCUAAUGCUUCAAACAUCGACGAGCAGACAGACUCUCAGCAUCCUUUCCAGACAAUGGACAAGACUGAGCUCCGUGGGUAGUAGUACACCUGUAAGAGGCACACUUUUGUCUGUGAGGGGGACUGGAAGCAGCCGGAGCUCCUGCCCUAAUUUGGCUGUGAAAACGAGACACCAGUCAGCUCUGCAUCCUGACCAGAGAGAUUAAGAUGCCCUAGACGGGGAGAAGGGAAAUGUAAAUGGCUUCCAAAGUAAAAGAUGCUGUGGUGUGGUACCAGAAAAAGAUUGGCGCCUAUGAUCAGCAGAUAUGGGAGAAAUCAGUGGAGCAGCGAGAAAUAAAGUUUAUUUCUCUGGGCUUGAGGAACAAGCCAAAGAAGACAGGCCAUGUAAAACCAGACCUCAUAGAUGUGGAUCUGGUUAGAGGUUCGGCAUUUGCUAAGGCCAAACCGGAGAGUCCGUGGACAUCGCUGACCAGGAAGGGGAUCGUCAGAGUAGUCUUUUUCCCAUUCUUUUACCGAUGGUGGAUCCAGGUCACCUCCAGAGCUAUUUUCCUGUUGUUACUAGCUCUUUAUCUGCUGCAAGUGGCAGCGGCAGUCCUCUACGUGACCAUCCCUCAGCCUCAUGGGAUACCAGCCACCGAGGUGUUCGGAGCCAUCUGGCUCAUGUUGCUGCUGGGCACCGUCCACUGUCAGAUCGUCUCCACCAGGACACCGAAGCCUGCCUCCAGCAGUGGGGGGAAGAGACGCAGGAAGUUGAGGAAGGCAUCUCAGAUGGAGGUGCAUAGGGAAGGAGACGGGUCUAGCACUACCGAUAACACACAAGAGGGGGCGCCACACUCCCACUCAGCCAGCACCACAUACAGCCUCGGCGCUCUCUUCCAAGAUUUCUGGCAUGAUAUCUGUAAAGCUGGAUCUAAGAAGUCGAAGCUGUCCAUCGACAAGUCAACAGAGACUGACAACGGUUACGUGUCAUUGGACGGCAGGGUGACGAAUCGGAGUAGCGAGGAGGGGCUGCAGCUCCAUGACCAGGGGUGUGAUUCACUAAACAGGGCUGACGAGGUGUGCUGGAACUCACACUGCCCUCCUGCACAUGCUCACACAGCUCGCAGCACAGGACUGAUGCUGGCCGGUGGCAAUAAGGAGCCAGCGUCAGAUGAGGCCUCCAGUGAGGAGGACCCUGAGGCGUCAUACAGCGCCCUCCGCAGAGGAGUUGAACGGAUGAACAGUGAAUGUGCACUCAGAAACCGCAAGAAUUCACACCACUAUAAGAAGCACUACGCUGUGGAGGACGUGCCCAAGUCCGGCACCAGCUGCAGUUCCAGAUGUUCCAGUCUGAGGACUCAGGACUCAGAGAGCACGCGACAUGAGUCUGAGACAGAGGACCUGCUGUGGGAAGACUUCCUCCACUGCGCCGAGUGCAGAUCAUCCUGCACCUCAGAGACAGAGGGAGAGGGAGGAGGCACACCUGUCUGUGCACCUGCCAAAAAGGAAUACAGAGAUGAUCCUUUCCACCAGGGUCACGUUCCGUGGCUGCACAGCUCCAACCCCGGCCUGGAGAGAGUGAGCGCCAUCGUGUGGGAGGGAAACGAGUGUAAGAAGGCCGACAUGUCUGUUCUGGAGAUCAGCGGCAUGAUCAUGAACAGAGUGAACCUGUACACCCCAGGGAUCGGUUACCAGGUCUUUGGAAACCUCGUCUCGGUGACACUCGGACUCACACCGUUUGCUUACAGGCUGGCUCAAUACCGGGACCUGGAUCAGCUGACCACACUUUCAGCCAAUGAGCUUCUGUCUGUGGCUCUUGGGGGUGGAUCUGGCUCAGACGCCUUGGUCAUCACCAUGGUUACUCUGAGCUUCCUGGUGCGCGUUUGCCUUAUAUGGCUUUUUUUCUUCCUGCUCAGUGUAGCAGAGAGGACCUACAAACAGAGGCUGCUGUUCGCCAAGCUGUUUGGUCAUCUGACCUCGGCCCGAAGAGCCAGGAAAUCUGAAGUUCCACAUUUUAGACUGAAGAAGGUUCAGAACAUCAAGAUGUGGUUGUCGUUACGCUCCUACCUCAAGAGACGGGGUCCUCAGCGCUCAGUGGAUGUGAUCGUAUCGUCUGCCUUCCUGCUCACUCUGUCUGUCGUCUUCAUCUGUUGUGCCCAGUUGCUCCACGUCCAUGAAACCUUCCUGGAGUGUCACUAUAACUGGGAGCUGGUGAUCUGGUGUUCCAGUCUGUCUCUGUUCCUGCUCAGGUUUGUGACUCUGGGCUCUGAGACCAGCAAGAAGUACAGCAACACCUCCAUACUGCUCACCGAACAGAUCAACCUGUAUCUGAAGAUGGAGAAGAAGCCAAACAAGAAAGAAGAGCUGACACUGGUCAACAACGUCUUAAAACUGGCGACCAAACUACUGAAGGAGUUGGACACUCCGUUCAGGUUGUAUGGUCUGACCAUGAACCCCCUGCUCUACAACAUCACCCAGGUGGUCAUCCUGUCUGCUGUAUCCGGAGUCAUAUCUGACCUGUUAGGAUUUAACCUCAAGCUGUGGAAGAUCAAAUCAUGACAGUGAGCAGUGAGACGGCGGGGGCGGAGCUUCACUCUCAGACUGACUCACUGAGCACCGGUCGGACUGAGCGACCGUCAGUCGACGUAUCCGAGUGCUUUGACCUUCAAUCCUCCCACUUUGUGCAAUUUGUAAACUAUUUAUUUACCCACUCAGUGUUUCCUUAGAUUUAUUUGAAUUCUAGUUUGUUUCACGUUGGCUCUAAGUUACCCGUUACCUGUCGACUCAAGUAUUAUCCUCAUCCACAGGAUGGUUCGGUUCUCAGAUGGAUUUCAGUUCCAUUUCAGUUCCAUUUCAGUUCCAUUUACAUUUCAGCUCCAUCAAACGUCAAUCAUAGUGAGCUGCAUUUUAAGCUGCAGGUUGAGCUCAAGUUCCUGUGUUGUAUUGUGUUUAAUUUGAUUGAACUUCAGAUUAUUUAUGUUUUAAAGCAAAGCGUCAAACUCUGUUACAAUUUUAAAACCUGAUUAUAAAUCACAUUUGUUAUUUCAGCUGUUUUCUUUUCAAUGUCAAAGAAAGUGGAAGGAAUUUUUCUUUAGGUUUUAAGGCAACGUAAAGUUUAAUAUAUGUGAAUAUGUUAGUAAAGGCUUCAAACAGGAGUAUGUUGUGAUAAAACUACAGGUAAAAGGAUCAUUUAUCCUUAAAUCUGGCUCAGAUAAACUGAGAACCAAGGAAAUGUCAUCAGUUCUAAUCCAACAUUUCAUUCAUCUUUAUUUUCUAUCACAUCUCAGAUUAAAAUCUGUAUUUUAAUAGAUGAAACUGCAGGUAAAUAUAUUAAUUUGACGUAACCAAACGUUGAGUUGGAUGUGAAGACGUCAGCACUGCAAAGAAACAAUCAUCCAGACAUAAUCGAUACAUGAUUGAUGAACACAUUGAUUUGAAUGUAGAUCUACAGUAGAGUCUGUAGACUGGACUGUGCUGCAGCUUCAACAUCCAUUUUACAACCUUUUAUCUCUUAUCUUCCUUUACUUGUGAGUUUUAUUUACAUUGCUCAUCUCUGAGUUAUUUCCAGAUUUCCACGUGUUUCAUGACAGUAUUGUCAUCUGUUGAAACCUGAUCAUGGUCUCACAGGAGGUUGGAGGUUUUCAGUGACGCUGUUUGAGGUCUGGUGGAUCCGGGCUCCUCCGGGUCCACUCACUUCUACAUGAACCAAUGAAAACAACCGUUUUCUCUCAGAUGUAACUGUGACGUGUAAGGACAUCUGAGUGUUUGUUUCGGUGUAAAUCUGCACAGAUCGCAUUCCAGUCCCGUGUUUAGUGACUGUAUUUAUAAAUAUGACAAACAUAGGACAUUUUCAAGUCCAGCUCUCAGUGACUAAACCCUGAUGUUUAGAGUCUGGUGGACGUGAUGGUGUAGUGUCACGUUUGUUCCACUCCUUUAACGUCAGGGUUUUAAUAACUGAAGAUGCUGAGUGUGAGUGAAGAGCCUCUAAAAACCAGAUUCAUGUGCAUCAGGUCUGACAGCGAUCCAGGUCACAUGACUCCAAACACUGCAGUUAAAACGUCUGAGUGUGAACUAAGAUAAUGCACUUUAAGAACACGUUGAAAAAUGGACGAUGGAAGUAGUUUCGUCAUGUUUUAAUGUCAACAGGUGUAUGUUUUUGUUUUGUUUUGUUUUUUUACCUCACCUGCUUGAAGGAGUUUGUGUGUUUUCCGUUCGACGCUGAAGCUACGAUACUGUACAAUUUCUGACUUCAGUCCUUCAUGGUACGUGAAGGUCUAACGCCCUCAGAAAGUCAAAGUGUGAUCGAGUCUGACUUCAUCCAUUUAACUGUGUCCAUCAUCAUAUUCAUCGUCUGAGGAGGAAGACCAAAGUGCUUACUUAUGUUUGUUUUUGUUUGUCUCAGCUGGAAAAAGAAUGUAUUUGCAGCACAUGCUUUAAAAUCUAUUCAUUUCCUCUUUGGAAAUACUUUUAAGUUGUAUUUUUAUUUUUUUUGCAUUGCGCUUUUUAUUCUGUCAUUAUUCAUUUGUAUGGCUUUUUGUUCCUCACGCUCACUGGAAAGAAGAGGCACGUUUUGUUUUAUUGUGUUUUUAAGGAACAAAGAUGUUUGACAUGUCUGUAUGAAAAUGAAUCUAAAAUACAGGACUCCAUGUUGUAUUUCUAUUUUCAAAGAGUCUGAAUAUUUAGAUGUAGCUUUUUUUUGUGAACUGGUCUGUCCACGAUGUCUACAUUUUUAUAAUAAAACAAUAAAAUAACAUGGAUGUUGA
Sphaeramia orbicularis (orbiculate cardinalfish) is the source of this 4937-nucleotide messenger RNA. RefSeq names its product putative homeodomain transcription factor 2. The record is from RefSeq and is a predicted model, not a curated record. The transcript has 22 exons. Gene Ontology annotation, cellular component: endoplasmic reticulum. NCBI's taxonomy places the organism in Eukaryota, Metazoa, Chordata, Actinopteri, Kurtiformes, Apogonidae. Bases 433 to 2733 code for a protein of 766 amino acids.